This is a messenger RNA of Danio rerio (zebrafish), 4367 nucleotides long. Lineage: Eukaryota; Metazoa; Chordata; Actinopteri; Cypriniformes; Danionidae. The record is from RefSeq and is a predicted model, not a curated record.
AGUCACAGGAAUGUAAUAAUUUUGACUUCAACUCUAUACUGUAUAUUUCAGUAUAUUUAUAUGUAUUUGUUACAUACAUGCUUUAGAAUUAGAAGUUCUAAAGACCACAUGUACACAACAAUUUUAGGAAAACUCAUGUUUUGCUUUAAUUAAUAAAUAUAUAAUGUACAGUUAACUGAAGUUGAACUAUUGAAAAACUAAUGAUUAAUUCAGAUGUUAAAAUGUAUAUUAAAAUUAAAUAAACUUGCAUAAACAUACUUUUCUGACCCAUAUGGUUUAUAAAAAAUGACCUUUCCUGCAGUUUAUCACAGCUCUAAGUGAAUGAAAACAUUCAAAGUUUUAAUUCUGAAAGAGCACAAUGUACAAAGUUAUUGCCUAUUAAAUUAAAAGUCAACACAGAGUCAUUAAAAUGAGCCAUUUCAAAAUGUCUUCCGACCUGUUUUAUGUUGAUGUUCUAUCUAGACAAUAUCAUGCCGAGAAGUUUCUGUGCUUUGCACUCUGAGGGAAAAUCCUAUUUAUAUUUUUAUGUUGGACUAGGCUGUGAAAAGUACCUUUUUACACCAAUACCACACGAGUAAAGCCCAAAUCUUCAGUGUUAACAAUUUCCUGUAGAAAAACUUCAUGGCAGCAUUUCACAGCAAACAGCAUGUAUUAAUAAGGCAAGAAUAAAGCCAUGUUGUCUGUUCAUAAACUAUAUAUUCAACAUUUGAAAAGCCGUAAUCCAGUAACAGUGAUGGAUGUUUGUUUACCAAAAUGACCAUUAGACCAAUCACAACAGACUGGCUCAUCAGACUAAUCACAGCAAAUUGGCAAAGAAGGAGUUUGAAAAAAAAAUUUUUUUUUUCAGUGACUCGUUUGGAAGUUAUUUAGCUAAAAAGGCCAAAAUAAAUACAUAGUAAAGUUUUUUUUUUUUUUUUGAACAUGCAUGUUGACCUGUUCUUGGGGACUCGAACAAUUUAAAUAUGAACCUUUCAUAAUCCAUAAUGGAGCACUUUAAAAAGAAUAAGUGAUUAUUGUUAUGUGGAGCAUGCUACAUUUUAUCAUAUUUAAAGCAAUUUAAAAAUGUCUUGUUAAAUCUUCACUCAAAAAAGGUUUUGCUGCUUGUUCAAACUACGUAUUUAAAAGGAGCUGAAUCAACACAUUUCAGACUCUUUAGGGACAACUUAAUGUGAUCUGUUCAGUCCAUUUAAAAUUGUAAAAAAAAUUAAGUCAACUUAUUGUUUUGUGUUGGGACAACAUGAAGGAAUUGUAUGAAACUCCUGAUCCUUAUGUCAGCCUUAAUACACUGUAAUUUUUAAUGUCAAUAUAUUUUUGGGUAAAUAAAUAGUGUUAUCUAGAAUGGCAUUAUAGUGUGUGUAUUCUAAAAUAUGUAAUGUAAAAGAUAUCUGCUGUACACUUUAAUUGUUUAGAUGCUUAGAAGACUCUUUUAUCUUUGGCCCAUAUAUAGAAAAGUAACUUGUUAAAAAGUGUUUUGGUUUGUGUGAGGUUAUGCCUUCACCACAGCAUAAAAAAUAAAGCAUGAUAUUUCCGCUCUUCACAAUUUUUUUAAACAAACUCUCACAAACUUUUUCAAUGACGUUUGAAGUGCUUUGAAAGUUCUCUUGACUUCAGUUCAGACACCCACUCAGCUUUGUGUCUGUGGCGUUGUAGAUCCUCCCUCUUCCUCAAUCUCUGGCACAAGCGACAAAACAAACACCAGAUUAGACCUCUAACAUGCUAACAUGCUCCUCACCGCCAAUAAACACAGGUCUCAGCUGUGGUUUCAUUGUUGUGACUACUUUUUUUUUGCUUACCUUUCUGAGGUGUAAUCAUCUUAGGUGGGAUUUGCUUUACUGAUGCUGCUUGCGUCCCUCUUUGUGCAAAAUCAAAGUCGAAACAAACAUUUCAAGCUCACUUGCAAACUGAGGAAGUUGUGUUGCCCGCUGCUGCGUCACCAUUCAAACCAGCAGGAGGAAAUAGAGCAGCAUUUGUGCUUGAUAGUUUCAUGUAGCACUUGCUCCUCAUUAAUGCGCUCUGUGUCUGUCCAACUUCAUUUACUGCAUUCUGCUCAUCUCAUUCUUGAACCCUGCUUAUAGUCAGUUGGGGUGUGGGGUUUGUGGGGGCGACCAGAUGGCCCUCAGUGUGUAGUUUUGAGGAGAAGCCAUUGGGGACGUGUGUGUGGAAAGGAGAGGUAAGGUGCAGGCGAGCGAUGGGAUGCUGCAGUGUUACCCAAAGGCAUACGGGGACUGAUGAAGUGGGCCCAGAUGAGAUUGAACUCUUGGAGAUCUCCAAUGCAGGGCUCUGGAGUCUUGCUGAAAGCCGCCUACAAACUUCCACAAGGAAUGGCACAGAUGAAGGUCCUCAGCGCUGCCCUUCUGUAAGACACCUGAAGCAAGAGGAUCCGGAUCCUGUUUCUGUGAGGAGGGACUCAAAGCACAACAAUUCACAACUAGCGGUCUGGGGCUGGACGAAAGAAGAGCUUCAUUAUAGACUGUAUACUCAGCCUAUUAGAGAAUGGGAAGGACGAGCACCACACACUUAUGGAGACAUUAUCCACUCAUCUUCUGUUUAUUUACACAGUGGAUACACAAAGGCUAUGAGCGAAAGAUAUCUGGUUUUAUUUUCCUUCCACUUGUUAAUCCUUGCUUUGGACGGUUCCAAUCGUGAUUUUAUAUACGAGGGUAUUCUUCCUCUCUCAGCCAUUGAAGUGCAUCUGAUCCCACAGCAGGACUCCAGUUCGCCACAUAUGUUUGAGAUUAGUGGACCCAUGGUGGACUCGAAGAUCUUCAUUUGUGCUGGUGCUGCUGAAACAAAAGCCUGGAUGGAGAACAUUGAGGACAGGCGAUACAAGUCUGUAAGACAACAGCUGAGCCCGUCUCAUAGUGCUCUCUCAUACCUGGUGCCGUGUGAUGAAAACUGGAAAAAGGAGGAGCUGAAAAGAUACUUGCUGCGGUCUCCCAUCAUGCAAUGGGAAGGAGUCCCCAUUCAGCACAUGGGACAUCCAAGAUACCUCUCACUGGUGCACAUCAGCAACGUAUAUGCAAAGAGCCGGCAUUUGCAGGGACCUCAGGAGCGUUUGCUUGUGCUCUUUCCAAGUGACCUGCUCAUUCUGUCUCUCGAUUGCCAUCGCAUACGUGUGAAAUAUGAGGGUCGUCUGCCACUAAAGAGCAUUAAAGCCAUGGAAAGAUCAGCACUGCCUGGCAGACUGGAGUUUGAACUAACAGGUGAACUGAUGGAGCCUCUGCUUGUCUCCUGUAUUUACCCUGAGGACUAUCAAAGCUGGAUCUUCCAGUUACAACAGCCUGAUAAAAUGCCAGAUUCACUGCCUCAUCACACUCCUCCACCUCUGAUACCGAAGAAGCGCAGGAGCUGAAUAUAAUGUGACGACUGGGUAUUAAGAUGACUGUGAACAUCACAAAUAUUCCUAUGAAUGAAAGCUGCUGAGGAGGACACAAGAAUAUUUUACUGUUGCUUUUUAUAUACUUUUGUAAAUAUCUAAACUGCUCAUGUGAAAGGGGUUUUCAAUAGCUGUGAAACUCAGUAAUUGUUACAAUCUGCUCCAUUUCUGUGGUAGAGAGUGGUGUACACAGAGACAGGUACCACACAUGCACACAAACAGUAAAGUACAAUGUAUAAAAUAAAUAUAAAUGCUUAAGAUGUAUAAAAUUAAUUUAAUUAGAAGUUGUUCAAGUUUUCUCUGAGCUAAACUGUCUUUAAAUAACAUAGAGCAAAAUACAUCCCCUACCAAAUAGCAUUUUCAACUACAUUUAUGUUUCAAUAGCAACAUAUGUGUCCAAAAAAUCAGUUUUUUUCUUUAUUAUUUUUAACAUUUUUUUCAAAAGUGUUACUCCUUUUAAAACAAUUUGUAAUAAUUAAUUUAACUUAAAAGUUUAGACAGUGGGAGGUUUUGGGUAACUAAUCUUUUUCACUGGUUUCCCAUGCUCUCUGUCCAACCCAUGUCUUUAUUUAUGGACAUGCCACUUCCUGCAGGGUAGAAGCUAGUAAUUAUGCACAUGAAAGUUCACAGACAGAGUAAGUGGUAAGUUUAAACCCAGAUUUAGGGCCUGUCCCAGUUCUUACACUUUCAGUCUGUCCCAGGUCUAAAAACAGCAAAUUCAGUGCCCUUAACACACACUAAAUUAAUCCACAAACUCUAAUAUUGCUUUAGGGCAGUAUUUGAGGCUAUUUAAAAAGUAUUUCAUCCAUCGUCAUGUUUGGGGAGAAAUUUAUAAAAUCUUUGCAAAUGCUUUUUACUGCUUAAUUAGAAGCAUCACAAAUAAACUGUGGCAUAUCUGGUCUGCUAACAGAAAUGUAGAUGUGUAUUUUUAAAAAUGCAAAGUUUUAAAUGUACAAAAUGUGUAAAUAAAUAUUUGUGAAAACUUUACCUU